AUGAAAGCGUGCGAUAAUGGCAAGCAGUGGCAGCGGGCUCUGGCGCUGCUCAGCGAUAUGAGGGAGGCGAAGCUGAAGCCAGACGUUGUCAGCUACAAUGCUGUCUCCAUCACUUGCAGGAACAGCGGGCAGUGGGGCCAGGCUUUGGCAUUGUUCAGCGGGAUGUUGGAGGCAACAUUGGAACUCGACAUCUUCAGCUACAACAUCGGAAUGAGUGCAUGCGAUAAUGGUGAGCAGUGGCGUCUGGCUCUGGCGCUGCUGGACGUCAUGAGGGAGGCGAAGAUGAAACCCGACGCCAUUAGCUACAGCAGUGGGAUCAGAGCGUGCGAGAAAGGCGAGCAGUGGCAGCGAGCUCUUGCGCUGAUCGGCGAGAUGAGGGAGGCGAAUAUGAAACCCAGCACUGUCAGCUACAGCUCUGGGGUCAGCGUGUGCGAGAAAUGCAUGCAUCGCCAGCUGGCUGUUGCGCUGUUCAGCGAGAUGUCGGAAACAACAUGGGGCUCCCGGCUGCAGCGCCAUGACUACAGCGUGCGAGAGCAGCGGACAGUGGCAGCAGGCUUAAGCGCUUUGCCAUAG
Molecule: messenger RNA, 573 nt
Organism: Prorocentrum cordatum
Lineage: Eukaryota; Dinophyceae; Prorocentrales; Prorocentraceae
Source: the annotation of a GenBank genome assembly